AUGCGAUACAACUUCUCGGCCGAUCCGGCCGAACUGAUGGAGCAGUAUGGACUCUCGCCUCAGAUUAUGGAUCUGCUCAUCUCGCACUUCUCCUUCUUCGAUAUGAACGACGAUGGGGUGAUUUCGCUGCAAGAGCUGGAGACCAUGUACAACCAAGUGUCGCGAACUUAUGCCAAUCCUGCGCACCCCCUUUCGCCGGUCUUCAACUCUCCCAAUCCCCCACCGCCCCCCUUGCCUACUGAGAUGGAUAUCACCGCCCUUUUCUAUGAGGCUGAUACCAACCAGAGCGGCUUCAUCGAGUUCGAGGAUUUUACUCGGGUGCGUGUCGAUUGA
Fonticula alba is the source of this 333-nucleotide messenger RNA. RefSeq lists its product as hypothetical. The transcript is spliced from 3 exons. Lineage: Eukaryota; Rotosphaerida; Fonticulaceae. Gene Ontology annotation, molecular function: calcium ion binding. Bases 1 to 333 code for a protein of 110 amino acids. The record is from RefSeq and is a predicted model, not a curated record.